AUGGAAAAAGUGUGCGAUUCAAUCAUCGUCUUCAUCUGUCAUCACUCAGAUCUCGAGCUUCUUCCUCUUCUUCUUCCAGCUAUGGCUUCCGUACACAGCACGCUCAUGUCUGUGGUAUGCAACAACAAAACCCACUCUUCCUGGCCAAAACUCCCCAACUCCUCCUUAUUGCCCGGAUUCGAUGCUGUUCUUGUUCCAUCUCUUCGAUUCAAGAAGGACACAACAACAACAACAACAACCACAAAAGCCACCUUGACCUUUGAUCCACCACAAACAACCACCAACUCAGAGAGAGCCAAGCAGAGGAAACACACCAUCGAUCCUUCCUCUCCUGAUUUCCAGCCAAUCCCGUCUUUUGAAGAAUGCUUCCCCAAGAGCACCAAAGAAAACAUGGAGGUUGUUCAUGAAGAAUCUGGCCAUGUCCUUAAAGUUCCCUUUAGACGUGUCCAUCUGUCUGGUGGUGAGCCAGCUUUUGACAACUACGACACUAGUGGUCCUCAAAAUGUUGACCCACGCAUUGGGCUUGCUAAGCUAAGGAAGGAGUGGAUCGACCGUCGUGAGAAGCUAGGAACACCAAGAUACACUCAAAUGUACUACGCUAAGCAAGGAAUCAUAACCGAGGAAAUGCUCUACUGUGCCACAAGGGAGAAGCUUGACCCUGAGUUCGUGAGAUCAGAGGUCGCACGUGGGAGAGCGAUCAUCCCUUCCAACAAGAAGCAUCUGGAGCUUGAACCGAUGAUUGUUGGCAGGAAGUUCUUGGUUAAGGUCAAUGCCAACAUCGGCAACUCAGCUGUUGCUAGCUCCAUUGAAGAAGAAGUCUACAAGGUCCAAUGGGCAACAAUGUGGGGAGCUGAUACAAUCAUGGACCUCUCAACAGGCCGUCACAUCCACGAGACACGUGAGUGGAUCCUAAGGAACUCGGCUGUUCCUGUUGGCACUGUCCCCAUUUACCAAGCGCUUGAGAAAGUUGAUGGUAUCGCUGAGAAUCUUACCUGGGAAGUGUUCAGAGAGACUCUGAUAGAACAAGCUGAGCAAGGUGUGGACUACUUCACAAUCCACGCUGGUGUUUUGCUGCGUUACAUUCCUUUGACAGCUAAGCGAAUGACCGGUAUCGUUUCUCGUGGAGGAUCCAUUCAUGCUAAAUGGUGCUUAGCUUACCAUAAAGAGAACUUUGCUUACGAGCAUUGGGAUGACAUUCUUGACAUUUGCAACCAGUAUGACGUGGCUCUCUCCAUUGGAGAUGGUCUGAGACCUGGCUCCAUCUAUGACGCUAACGACACUGCACAGUUCGCAGAGCUUCUUACUCAAGGUGAGCUAACUCGCCGAGCUUGGGAGAAAGAUGUGCAGGUGAUGAACGAAGGGCCAGGGCAUGUCCCAAUGCACAAGAUUCCAGAGAACAUGCAGAAGCAGUUGGAAUGGUGUAACGAGGCACCGUUCUACACGCUUGGUCCUUUGACUACUGAUAUCGCUCCUGGAUAUGAUCACAUCACCUCUGCCAUUGGUGCUGCUAACAUUGGAGCCUUGGGGACAGCUCUUCUCUGCUACGUGACACCGAAAGAGCACCUUGGGUUACCCAACAGGGACGAUGUGAAGGCUGGGGUUAUAGCUUACAAGAUCGCUUCUCAUGCGGCUGAUUUGGCUAAGCAGCAUCCGCAUGCACAGGCGUGGGAUGAUGCGUUGAGCAAGGCGAGGUUUGAGUUUAGGUGGAUGGAUCAGUUUGCUCUGUCGUUGGACCCUAUGACUGCUAUGUCUUUCCAUGACGAGACUCUUCCUGCUGAUGGAGCUAAGGUUGCGCAUUUCUGCUCCAUGUGUGGACCGAAGUUCUGUUCCAUGAAGAUAACGGAAGAUAUCAGGAAGUAUGCGGAGGAGAAUGGUUAUGGCAGUGCUGAAGAAGCUGUUAGGAAGGGUAUGGAGGCUAUGAGUGAAGAGUUCAAUGUCGCAAAGAAAACCAUUAGCGGAGAGCAGCAUGGUGAAGUUGGUGGAGAGAUUUACUUGCCAGAGAGCUAUGUCAAGUCUGCUCUCAAGUAA
Molecule: messenger RNA, 2028 nt
Organism: Microthlaspi erraticum
Lineage: Eukaryota; Viridiplantae; Streptophyta; Magnoliopsida; Brassicales; Brassicaceae
Source: the annotation of a GenBank genome assembly